AUGUCUCAAAUCAUCUUCGAAGAUCUUCAUCUAGUUCCCAAAUAUGCGAAGGCCCAUGGAAUUGUCAUGAGCCUCGCUUUCACCGUUAUGAUGCCCCUGGGUGUCUUGGCAAUUCGUUUUCUCCGUGUCAAAGGGACUAUCUGGAUGCAUGUUGUAUGGCAAAUGCUCAGCUGGAUCUUGCUGCUUGCGGGGUUGGCGACUGGCAUUCGUGUUGGGAAGAUUCUUGAUCGACUGCACAACAAUGCCCACACAAUCCUCGGCACCAUCGUCGUCGUCCUCUUACUAUUCCAACCCUUCAUCGGAUUAAUUCAUCAUUUCCGGUUCCGUAAAACCCAGAAGUCUGGAAAAUGGACCCGCCUGCAUGUUUGGUACGGGCGUGUCUUGAUUCUUCUAGGUAUCAUCAAUGGCGGGCUUGGGCUGGAACUUGCUGCAAACACUACCGGUGGUGAAAUCGCCUACGGCGUGGUAGGGGGUGUUUUUGGGGUGGUUCUUCUAUUGGUUGCUGUCUUGGUGGAAGCGAAGAAGCUGCCUUUGUCCAAAGAGAAUACUGAGCCGCAGGUGGAGGAGAGGGGGUUAUAG
Molecule: messenger RNA, 579 nt
Organism: Aspergillus melleus
Lineage: Eukaryota; Fungi; Ascomycota; Eurotiomycetes; Eurotiales; Aspergillaceae
Gene: FRRS1
Product: cytochrome b561 domain-containing protein
Exons: 2
Coding region: 1-579 (192 amino acids)
Source: RefSeq, a predicted model, not a curated record